This is a messenger RNA of Gongylonema pulchrum, 297 nucleotides long. Lineage: Eukaryota; Metazoa; Nematoda; Chromadorea; Rhabditida; Gongylonematidae. The record is from the annotation of a GenBank genome assembly.
CGAGAUGGUGGCGAUUUCUCACGUCCUCCAACGACCAUGCUUAUUCGUUCUUCGCCACUCCCCGAAACAGCACAAUCGCCGACAAAUUUGGACGAGAACAGUCGUGUUGGGCAAAUUCAGCCAACUUCAGCUAAAGCGCGGUUAGCAUUUGAAGUUUUGGAGCGAUUCUCUCAUCCGCUAGCAGCUUCACUGAGGCCGAAAGGAACGUAUGUUGGUCCCGUGCAUCCGGAAACAUAUGAACGCCUGAAAAGCCCUGACACAUCAUUAUCAACCAAGGCGCAGCAGGCGAGUAACUGA